AUGAAUUAUAAGUUCUUGUUAACCCUCUUAUUAGCUCUUGCAACUAUCAAUGUAGUAGCAAUCGCUAGUCCUCAUUAUCGAAGAGAAGCAUCACCAUUAUUGAAAAAGAGGGAGGAAUGUACUCUUGAUUGUACCGGGUAUUUACAACCUAUUGAAGAAUGUCUUGAAUAUUGUGAUGAUUACUGUAUGGUUUUUGACCCCGACUACCCCGACUAUGCUGUCUGUUGUUUUCUUCUUGGAUCUUAA
Dentiscutata heterogama is the source of this 246-nucleotide messenger RNA. Lineage: Eukaryota; Fungi; Glomeromycota; Glomeromycetes; Diversisporales; Gigasporaceae. The record is from the annotation of a GenBank genome assembly.